CUUAGAAUGGAAAAAGUAACCUCAGAUUCUAACUGGGUUCAAAGUAUUCCAAGUUUCAUUUAUUUGAUAAGGCAGUUAUUAAGGGGAUAAUGUCUACCAUCACACUUAAAUCCGCCAAUUUUUUUAAAUUGCUUAAAUAUUCUAACUUAUCAAUACCAAGAAGAUUCAAUAGCGGUACAGCUUUGAAACUAGUAUAUUCCGAGUAUGGGGAUCCCAUGAAGGUGAUUAAACAAGAGCCAGAUCAUGUUCAGGAACCAAAGAAUGGAGAAAUCCUCUUAAGAAUGAUUGCUGCCCCAGUAAAUCCAGCUGACAUCAACACGAUACAAGGAAAGUAUCCAGCAAAACCAAAAUCACUGCCCGCUGUACCUGGCAAUGAGGGGGUAGCAAAAGUAGAAAAAGUUGGACCAGGGGUGAAAAAUAUCUCUGGAGGGGACCACGUUGUACCUUUAAGAAAUUUCCUGGGAACAUGGAGGACACACCUGAUAGUGAUGGAAGAUGAUGUUUUGAAAGUACCAAAAGAUUUGGGGCUAGUUGAGGCAGCUACGCUAACUGUUAAUCCAUGCACAGCUUACAGAAUGUUAAGGGACUUUACUACUCUAAAACCAGGUGAUACUGUCAUUCAAAAUGGUGCAAAUUCUGCUUGUGGACAAAAUGUCAUACAGAUAUGCCGAGCCUGGGGCAUUCGAACUGUAAAUGUUGUAAGAAAUAGGCCAAACAUUGAUGAAUUGAAGAAAUUUUUGACAGAUCUGGGAGCCACACAAGUGCUCACUGAAGAAGAAGUAAGAAUAACCGAGCUAUUUAAGUCAGGUCAAUUAGAAAAGCCAAAAUUAGCUCUAAAUUGUGUUGGAGGUAAAAGUGCCCUAGAGAUAAUGAGGCAUCUUCAGAAUGGAAGCCCCAUGGUUACUUAUGGAGGAAUGUCAAGAGAGCCUGUCACAGUACCUACAUCAGCUUUGAUUUUCAAGGAUGUCCAAAUUCGUGGAUUUUGGAUGACCCGGUGGUCUAAGGAAGCAGAUAGUGUAGAUAGGAUCCCGAUGAUCCAAUCGUUGUGAAUGAAUUACCAAGAAUGAGAUAGAAAGGAGACGGAGCACAACAGUCAGCAGAAGAUUGUAC
Molecule: messenger RNA, 1110 nt
Organism: Acanthoscelides obtectus
Lineage: Eukaryota; Metazoa; Arthropoda; Insecta; Coleoptera; Chrysomelidae
Source: the annotation of a GenBank genome assembly